Molecule: messenger RNA, 1953 nt
Organism: Adineta steineri
Lineage: Eukaryota; Metazoa; Rotifera; Eurotatoria; Adinetida; Adinetidae
Source: the annotation of a GenBank genome assembly
AUGGCUGAGAAUAACAAUAAAAGUACGGAAUUGAAUAAAAUUCAAGUACGUCAUCCAUUAGAACCAUUAUCGCUUGCAGAAAUUGAACUUGCUGUUGAAGUAUUAAAAAAACAAAGUGAUAAAGUAACUCCAACAACACGGUUUGUAUCCGUUACUCUAUAUGAACCACCAAAAGAAAAAGUACUUAAUCUAUCAAAUGAAAUAAUAUCACGUGAAGCUGAUGUAGUACUUUUUGAUAAUGGUACAAAUUUAUGUUAUGAAGCACGUAUUUUACUUGAAAAUGAAGGUCAAAUUGUAUCAUUUGAACAUAUACCUAAUGUUCAACCGGCAAUGACAGUUGAUGAACAAGUUGAAUGUGAACAAGCUGUACUUCGUUCAACUCAAUUUCAAGAACUCAUACGUGAACAUUAUGGAAUUGAAGAUGUCAAUCGAGUUAUGGUUGAUAUAUGGUCAGGUGGAUAUUAUGGACAAGAAGAAGAACGUUCACGUCGUUUAGCAAGACCUCUAUGUUUCGUACGAUCUGAUCCAACUGAUAAUGGUUAUACACAUCCUAUUGAAGGUUUAAGACCUGUUGUAGAUCUUAAUACAAUGGAAGUUAUUCGUAUUGAGAUCUAUAAUCAUUAUCCUAUUCCUUAUGUUAAUUGUAAUUAUUCAUCGGAUCAUACGAUAAAACUUCGUGAAGAUGUUCGACCAUUAGAAAUUGUUCAACCUGAAGGUCCAAGUUUUCAAGUUAAUGGUAAUCAAGUAUCAUGGCAAAAAUGGUCAUUUGUUAUUGGUUUUACUAUGCGUCAAGGUUUAGUUCUUCAUCAUAUAACAUAUGAUAAUCGUUCGGUUUUAUAUCGUGCUGCAUUAACGGAAAUGGUUGUCCCCUACGGUGAUCCAGCUGAACAACAAGCACGCAAAAAUGCAUUUGAUUGUGGUGAAUAUGGUUUAGGUUCCUGUACGAAUAGUUUAGAACUUGGUUGUGAUUGUCUUGGUCUUAUUAAAUAUUUCGAUGCAAAUAUGUGUACAAGUCGAGGUGAAUUAUUAGUUAUUAAAAAUGCAAUUUGUUUACAUGAAGAAGAUGUUGGAAUUUUAUGGAAACAUACAGAUAGACGAUUAAAUAAUCCGGAAGUACGACGAAGUAGAAGAUUAGUUAUUUCAAGUAUUGCAACUAUUGAAAAUUAUGAAUAUGGUUUCUAUUGGUAUUUAUAUCAAGAUGCUAGUAUACAUUUUGAAGCUAAAAUGACUGGUAUACUUUCAUUAGGUGCCGUACCACCAGAGAAAAAAUCUCGAUAUGGUUCAUUAAUAGCUCCGCAAUUACUUGCACCAUAUCAUCAACAUUUUUUUAAUAUGCGUCUUGAUUUAGCGAUUGAUGGAAUAAAUAAUACAGCUUAUAUGAUUGAUGUCGAAGCUGAUCCCGAUGAUGCUGAUUAUAAUCAAUUUCAUAAUGCAUUUCAUAUUAAUAAAAUUCGACUUGAUACAGAAAAACAAGCAAGAAAUAAUUUAUGUUUAGAAAAAUCUCGUUCAUGGACAUUUGAAAAUAAUUCAAUUAAAAAUGCAAUUGGUGAACCAACUGGUUAUAAAUUAUAUCCGGGUGAUAAUGCUAUUCCAUUUAGUUCAUCAAAAGCUUGGUGGCGUAAACGUGCUAGUUUUGUUAAUUAUCAUGUAUGGGUAACACCAUUUAAUGAAAAGGAAAUGUUCGGCUCAGGAAAUUAUCCAAAUCAAAGUCAACAUGAUACUGGUUUAUUAAAAUAUACGGAACAAGAUCGUUCAAUUGUUGAUAAAGACAUUGUUCUUUGGUAUACAUUUGGUAUAACACAUAUUCCGAGACAAGAAGAUUUUCCUGUUAUGCCUGUUGUAACAGCAGGAUUUGCUCUUAAACCAAAUGGUUUCUUUGAUAUUAAUCCAGCGAAUGAUAUUCCAAAAGCUAUUAAAAAAACGAAUGAUGAAUGUUGUCAAAACAUAAAAUAA